Girardinichthys multiradiatus is the source of this 2017-nucleotide messenger RNA. It is a transcript of the gene fam151a, whose product is annotated as family with sequence similarity 151 member A. The transcript is spliced from 13 exons. The record is from RefSeq and is a predicted model, not a curated record. NCBI's taxonomy places the organism in Eukaryota, Metazoa, Chordata, Actinopteri, Cyprinodontiformes, Goodeidae. The coding region runs from base 90 to 1829 and encodes 579 amino acids.
AGUAUCUUGUAUCACCAAAGCUGUGAGCGAACAAAGUGUGAGACGUAGACAGGAACCGCAACAAACAAAAGACCAGCAGUCAAAGCAGGAUGAAGGCUGAUCAUGAAGAUGUAGCCCUAAAUCAAAAGCAAGAACGAUACCUUUAUCUGGGCUGUCUAACCAAGAAACACCUGAUAAUGUUAUCAAUGGCUGUUGGACUUGUUAUCCUGAUCCUCAUCAUUGUCCCUGCUGUGAUUGUCACCAGAACAGCUCCUGUUUGGGUGUUUUCUACUGGUGGAGAUAUGCUGGAUUUUUUGGUUCAGUCAGGUGAAAUCAGCGAACAUGAUGGUCUCUUGGCAACCUGGUUUCACCGAGCCAACAGCAAGGAGCAAAUGAACCAGGCUCUUGCAUCUGAUGUUAUGAUCCUGGAGGCUGAUGUUACUCUGGAGGGUUAUGGAACACCCAAUCAGAGACCAGUCCCUAUCAUGGCUCACCCUCCUGAUGUCUAUAGUGACAACACCCUCGACCAGUGGUUGGAUGCUGUGUUGGACUCUAGAAAAGGGAUAAAGCUGGACUUUAAGGCUCUGGAGUCUGUUGUUUUCUCUCUGGACCUGCUGAAGCAAAAGAACAGUAGCAGAGGAAUAAACAGGCCUGUGUGGCUCAACGCAGACAUACUCCAAGGUCCCAACGUACCAAGCUUUGUGCCUACAAUCAAUGGAACCAGAUUUCUACAGUUGAUUCAAGAGACGUUUCCAGAUGUGACUUUGUCUCCUGGAUGGAUGGUUCUUUAUGUUCCUCCAAUUUUUAUUGGAACGUACUCCAGAGACAUGAUGGAAAACAUGUAUCAUAUGAUCAAAGACGUUCCUCAGAAGGUGACAUUCCCUGUCCAUUCUCUGCUGAUCCGCAGUGGUUGGCAGCACAUCAGCUGGCUGCUCAACCAGUCACCAAGGUUCACCUUGACUCUCUGGCACGGUUCAGAUCAUCCAAACAUCAGUGACCUGCUGUUUGUCCGGGACAACACCCGACCUGCAGAGGUCUACUACGAUAUCUAUGAACCCACGCUGUCAGAGUUUAAAGAGGCUGCAAAAAACCACAGUGGUGUCCGGAGGUUUUAUCCUGGAGGAAAUCUGAUGGACUUUCUUUAUCCAGUUCACGACUCAAACAGCAAAUUCCUCUCUCAUGUCACACAACAGAGCAGCCUGAGAGUGCAUUGGUUUCCAGUCACUGAUGAGGCCUCCCUGUUCGCUCGGCUCGCAGAUGAGAAUGGUGGGAUGAUGGUUCUUCAUGUAGUCUCCGACAGAAAACAACCUGGCGUUCCUGUGCUGGGAGAUUCUGGAAACAACUCCGACCCCUUCACACUGCAGUAUGUCCUUGAGCUCCUUGGGCAGAGAGCCAAUGCUCCCUGGGGUGUUUACCUUCGGUCUCACAAUCAUCAGCUUCUGGAAGCUUCCCUCAAACUGCUGCAGGCAGCCUACAGAACAGAGGAACUCUACAGACCCAUCUGGAUCAGCAUGGAAGGUUUACACAGCAGCACCAGCACAAAUGAUUUUGUGUCCAUAGUGGAAGACUUGUUUCCGUAUGUCACUGUGGUCUUUGCUGAGCAGAACUGGCCGCCUCGGAUCCCAGCAGCACUUACAGGCCUGUCCCAGAGGACUGCUGUACACCUGACUUCAGCAUCGCUGCUUAAAAGACCACAAGAAAUUCCCUCUCUGAAGCAGAUGGACAAAUAUGACUUUCUAGUGGAGGUGGACGAAAAGGACUCUGCAGAAGCUUUUGCCAUUUUGAAAAAGCUCAUGGCCCAACAAUCAGAAAAUGCAAAAACAAAUCUAUACAUGAUGACUGGCCAGUAGAAGAAGAAACUAAUGACACAAUCAUGUAAGGCUGGAUGUUGUCUCAUCUAGCAUGUUGGUAUUCAUGUUGGUGAUGUUAAGCUGAAAUUGUUGGAGAUUAUCUUGCAAAGUGUCCUUCAGUUGUUUGCUUUAUUUCUUUUCACUAAUCCAUGCACAAACAUACAGAUUAAAUUAUUAAGUAAACAGAA